AACUAAGAAACUUACAUUGAGGGUUUGGAGCUCGGUUCUUUCAUGGAAGUCUUAGCACCAUAGAAUCCUUGGUGGGCCCGACGGGCCCUUACUACAGAGUGACCGGCACACGCCAUGACAAACGGCACGACUUGUCAAUUCCGCAGGGAACCGAGAUUCGUGCUGCCAUGCCUGAAGCGACGUGGGCCCGAAACACUUCCGGAUCCAAACAGUUGGUAAUUCGACAGAUCACUCAGCGAAUGAGCCGAAGAACACGAAGCCCGGACCAGGUUCAUGGCGCUUCUUGCAACAGGCGCGUGCUUGGGCCCGGGAAGAACAUGGGCCAUACCGAGAAACAAGUAGCCGUCCCGAAUGUCAAGCGCUAUGACGUGCCUGGAAAGACCUGCCGAGCUUGCCGGCUGUGGGGCGACUCGGGCCGCACUUCUUCCCGGGCCACCAUUAUCAGACCAAGCGGGUUCUCUAUGCAAGGGCUCUACAUACUCUACACAAUCAGUCGGGUCUUCCAAAUGGUCUUUUCUCUUUCAGACCACAUGAGAGGCCGGCACCCAAGAACAGGGCCCAAGAGCCCACGCAGCCAACAAAAAGAAUCGGGGGCUCUCCACCAUAGGCAGUGGUCUGUUAGUCUCUUUUCCAUCCAGAUUCUACUCCGUCAGUUACGAGAUUCCUCUCGUCAGUUGCAAGUCUCUUCUCCGUCAAAUACAAGAUUCUUCUCCGUCAAAUACAAGAUUCUUCUCGUCAGUUGCAAGAUUCUACUCGUCAGUUACAAGAUUCUUCUCCGUCAAUUACAAGAUUCUCCUCGUCAUUACAAGAUAUUUCUCGUCAGUUACAAGAUUCUCCUCGUCAGUUACGAGAUUCUUCUCCGUCAAAUACAAGAUUCUUCUCGUCAGUUGCAAGAUUCUACUCGUCAGUUACAAGAUUCUACUCCGUCAGUUACAAGAUUCUUCUCGUCAGUUACAAGAUUCUUCUCGUCAAUUACAAGAUUCUUCUCCGUCAAUUACAAGAUUCUUCUCCGUCAAUUACAAGAUUCUUCUCGUCAGUUACAAGAUUCUUCUCGUCAAUUACAAGAUUCUUCUCGUCAAUUACAAGAUUCUCCUCGUCAGUUGCAAGCUCAGCCCCACGCUUCCCCGGAGAUCAAAGUACAUAGCCACGCAAUCUACACCAGCGAAGCCCUGAAGCCUCGACUUGUCCGGUCCGUAUCUGACCCCCGGCGAGUCCAUGAAGCCACCGGGCGCCUUUGAAAACCGUUUCGCUGUUCGGCCACGCAAAGCCGCCCAAAGCCAUCCGACUUUGCAGCGCCCGGGCCGACUACGAGAGCGGGGCUCGCCCCAACGCUGUAACAUUCACGAGUAUGGAAGUCUCCAG
This is a messenger RNA of Metschnikowia bicuspidata var. bicuspidata NRRL YB-4993, 1362 nucleotides long. RefSeq lists its product as uncharacterized. The record is from RefSeq and is a predicted model, not a curated record. Lineage: Eukaryota; Fungi; Ascomycota; Pichiomycetes; Serinales; Metschnikowiaceae. Bases 168 to 1238 code for a protein of 356 amino acids. The transcript has 2 exons.